This is a messenger RNA of Telopea speciosissima, 1139 nucleotides long. Its product is annotated as bifunctional phosphatase IMPL2, chloroplastic-like. The transcript is spliced from 9 exons. The record is from RefSeq and is a predicted model, not a curated record. Gene Ontology annotation, molecular function: histidinol-phosphatase activity. Bases 47 to 1078 code for a protein of 343 amino acids. Gene Ontology annotation, biological process: L-histidine biosynthetic process. Lineage: Eukaryota; Viridiplantae; Streptophyta; Magnoliopsida; Proteales; Proteaceae.
GUCUCUCAUUUCUUCUACUUUCCCGCCUAUUUAAAGCCUUCAUACGAUGCCGAUGCUUUCUUAUUCGAAAAUUCUCGCACAGAGUCCUACAUUUCUUCCCUUGCCUCUGAUUUCUCCCAAAACUACGCGCAGCAAUUGGAGUGUUCGAUUCUCCGAUCGUCCUUCGGCCUCUGCCCUCAAAUCUACAGUUACGAAGCGGAGAAUGUCUGCUUCUUCGAUUAAGAGCACCACUCCUAAUCUCUCAAAUGGAAUUGAAGCCAUUCCGUUAGGUUUUGAGGACGAACUCGAUCGGUUUGUCGAUGUCGCUAAUAAGCUUGCUGAUGCCGCCGGAGCUGUUAUUCGAACUUACUUCCGGGAAAGCUUCGUAAUUCUUGAUAAGGACGAUUUGAGUCCUGUAACGAUAGCUGAUCGAGCGGCCGAGGAGUCCAUGGUUUCAAUUAUACUAGAGAAUUUUCCUUCUCAUGCAAUUUUUGGAGAGGAGAACGGUUGGUCGGGUAAAGAUAAAUCUGCAGACUACGUUUGGGUCUUGGAUCCUAUAGAUGGGACGAAGAGUUUCAUUACAGGCAAGCCCUUGUUUGGAACUCUUAUUGCUCUUCUACACAAGGGGAAGCCGAUUCUUGGCAUAAUUGAUCAGCCUGUUUUAAGAGAAAGAUGGCUUGGAGUGACUGGGAGGAAAACUACAUUAAAUGGAAAAGAACUCUCCACACGCACCUGUGCAAAACUUUCCCAAUCCUAUUUGUACACUACAAGCCCACAUAUGUUUAGUGGAGAUGCCGAAGAGGCGUUUUCUCGUGUUAGAAGUAAGGUGAAAGUACCACUAUAUGGUUGUGACUGUUAUGCUUACGCCCUUUUGGCUUCUGGUUUCGUGGAUCUUGUAAUUGAGUCUGGCCUUAAGCCAUAUGAUUUCCUGUCACUGAUACCGGUUAUAGAAGGUGCUGGGGGAGCCAUAACUGAUUGGAGUGGACAUCCACUUUACUGGGAGGCCUCUUCAGAUUCUCAAGUUACAAGUUUCAAUGUGGUGGCAGCGGGAGAUAAACAGCUUCACCAACUGGCUCUAGAUACGUUACAAUGGCAGUGAAGAAGCAUUUUAAAUGGUGAAAGGCAACAAUAACUAUCAGCUUUGAAUUGUCAAAGACGCA